Haemonchus placei is the source of this 1860-nucleotide messenger RNA. Lineage: Eukaryota; Metazoa; Nematoda; Chromadorea; Rhabditida; Trichostrongylidae. The record is from the annotation of a GenBank genome assembly.
AUGGAACUAAAAACGACCUUUCAGAUUCGUCGUGAUGAUGAUUAUGAUAGGAAAAUAAUCACGUGGAAAGGCAGAUCGAUCAAAAGGGACACAGUCCAGACCUGCGACCAGUACAAUGCUCCCGGUCGUUAUAUGGUCUAUUGUAGUGGUAAACUGUUACAAGCAGUAAUGGCCACUAAGCUCUACGAAGAUUCGAAAACAUUCGUUGAUCAGCCCAUGAAGGCAGGACGAACUGGAAGUCAAAUUGCAAGAGAUUUUGAGCGACUUUUUCCACAACCCGUGUCGCAGAUCUCAAAAGCUGAUGUUAAGCAAUUUGUCGACGACAAUUUCGAUAAGGAAGGAGAAGAACUUCAAAGCUGCAUACUGACUGAUUGGGUGAGGUAUCCGUCAAAAUUGAAAGUGAUCAAGGACAAUAAUCUACGACUUUUUGCCCUGAACCUGAACGAGAUCUGGAAAGAGCUUUGCCGCAGAAUCAAGCCCGAGGUGGCAGAGACACCGGAACGAUUCUCACUACUUUAUGUCCCUCAUGAAUUCGUUGUGCCUGGAGGACGUUUUCGUGAAUUCUACUACUGGGACGCUUAUUGGAUCGUGAAAGGUCUGCUCAUGUCGGGAAUGACGGAUACCACCAGAAGUAUGCUUAUGAACUUCGCUCACAUUGUCAAUACCUAUGGAUUCAUCCCUAACGGUGGUCGUGUGUACUAUCUACGACGAUCCCAGCCACCGCUAUUCAUACCAAUGGUCUAUGAAUAUUAUUUGGCUACAAAGGACACAAACUUCAUUCGAGAAAUGCUGCCAAUCAUGGAGAAAGAAUUCCAGUUUUGGCAAAAGAAUCGUACAGUAGACAUUACUGUUAACGGCGAAUCUAUCACGAUGUUUCAGUACAGGACUCCCUCCACAGUGCCAAGGCCAGAAUCCUACCGCGAGGACGCCCUGUCAGCUUCGAAUAUAAGUGAUGACAAUACUAGGCGUCAAUUCUACCAGGACAUAGCCAGUGCAGCUGAAUCCGGUUGGGAUUUCUCUACUCGUUGGUUCGCCGACAAAACGCUUUCCUCCAUCGAAACUACCAACAUUCUCCCUGUUGAUCUCAACGCUUUUCUAUGCUACAAUAUGCACAUCUUAGGAGCUUUGCAUGCCGAAGUCGGCAAUGAACAUAAAAGUUCAUCAUGGAUCUCACAAUAUAUAAAAUUCCGUUCGGAUUUCGAAAAAGCCUUCUAUGUACCGAGUGCCAAGGGCUGGUACGACUACAAUUUCCGCACACAACGACACAACACUGAUUUCUAUGCAUCGAUUGCUGUUCCUCUAUUUACUCAAUGCUAUGAACCGCUCAGUUUGUCAAAAAGUGACGAUUUAUACAACAAAAUGGAGGAGCUGGGCGCGUUCAAAUACGUAGGAGGAAUUCCAACAAGUUUGCAAAAAGACGGUGAACAACAAUGGGAUUAUCCCAAUGGAUGGAGCCCUCUGAAUCAUAUGAUUGUAGAAGGCCUCCGAAAAUCCGAUGACCCUAGGAUGCAACAAAAGGCUUUCGUAUUAGCUCGGAAAUGGAUACUUUCCAAUCUUCACGUAUACGAGAGCGAUAAUUCCAUGUGGGAGAAAUACGAUGUGGUCUCUGCAGAACCCCGACUAGGGGGCGGAGGCGAGUAUGUCGUACAGGCAGGAUUUGGUUGGACCAACGGUGCCUUACUGGACAUGCUCGUUUCUUAUGGAGACCGAUUAGAGUACAGUCCUACUCUAGAACCUGAUGGUGAGGUGCCGAGCCCACCAAAAGAAGUACCUUACGAGAUACAGUUUAGUUCGAACGUAUUUAUGACUAGCACUGUUAUUUUGAAUUUGAUAUUGUAUUUAUGUACGUUUUGGUGGUAA